CCUUCUCGGACCGGAAAAGGCGGGGAAUGAGGCGGAAGUGGAGUGAGUGUUGACAGGAGCUGGAAGGCGCUUCAGCGGAGGCCUUGGAGCAGUCCAGGGCCGGCCUCGGGUCGGGAUGAUUCCCACGGAGGAGGCCUCGGCCCGGAGGAGAGAGAUAGAGGAGAAGCUCAAGCAGGAAGAAGAGACAUUGUCUUUUAUUAGUGAGAGCUUAGAAAAAAGUGACCAACUCACCAAAAACAUGGUUUCCAUUUUGUCAUCUUUUGAAAGUCGUCUGAUGAAGCUGGAGAAUUCAAUUAUCCCUGUCCAUAAGCAGACUGAAAAUCUACAGCGUCUGCAGGAGAAUGUUGAGAAGACACUUUUCUGUUUGGACCAUGUUAUAAGUUACUACCAUGUAGCAAAAGACACAGAGAAGAUAAUAAAGGAAGGCCCUACAGGGAGACUAGAAGAAUAUUUGGGCUGCAUGGCUAAAAUCCAAAAGGCUGUGGAGUAUUUCCAGGACAAUAAUCCUGACAGUCCGGAACUUAAUAGAGUGAAAUUGCUGUUUGAGAAGGGGAAGGACUCAUUGGAAUCUGAAUUUCGUAGCCUUAUGACCCGAUACUCCAAACCAGUCCCACCCAUCCUGAUACUGGAUCUCAUAGCUUCGGACGAUGAAAUAGAAACCCAGGAAGAGGUCACCUUGGAACAUCUCCCAGAGAGUGUCCUACAAGAUGUUGUCCGUAUUUCUGGUUGGCUGGUGGAGUAUGGGAGGAACCAAGACUUCAUGAAUGUUUACUACCAGAUCCGUUCCAGCCAGUUGGAUCGCUCUAUCAAAGGGCUGAAGGAACACUUCCGGAAGAAUAGCUCUUCCUCUGGGGUUCCUUAUUCCCCUGCCAUUCAGAACAAGAGGAAGGACACACCGACCAAAAAACCGAUCAAAAGACCUGGUCUCUUUCUCUUUCCUGUGGCUCUGGUGACAGGCACGAUCCGUAAGGCUCAGAACCUUCUGAAACAGUAUUCUCAGCAAUGUCUAGAUGGGAAAAAGGGGGCCUCUAACCUCAUUCCUAUGGAAGGUCAUGAGCAUGAUUUACGAGUUAAACAUCUUUCCGAUUCCCUGGUUGACAAGCAUGGGCCGGCUGCUGGGAGAGAUGACAUGUUGGACAUGGAAAUUGAUGCAUACAUCCACUGUGUUAGUUCCUUCAUCAAACUGGCCCAAAGCGAGUACCAACUCCUGACUGAAAUUAUCCCAGAACACCACCAGAAGAAGACUUUUGAUUCUCUUAUCCAGGAAACUUUAGACAACUUAAUGAUAGAGGGUGACAACAUUGUCUCUGCAGCUCGGAAGGCCAUCAUGCGCCAUGAUUACUCAGCAGUGUUGACUAUCUUCCCCAUCUUGAAACACUUGAAACAGACAAAGCCAGAGUUUGAUCAAGUUUUGCAGGGCACUGCAGCCAGCACCAAAAACAAGCUGCCAAGCCUCAUAACUUCAAUGGAGACCACAGGAGCCAAGGCUCUGGAGGACUUUGCAGAUAACAUUAAGAACAAUCCUGACAAGGAGUAUAACAUGCCAAAGGAUGGGACAGUCCAUGAACUCACCAGCAAUGCCAUUCUCUUCCUGCAACAGUUGCUGGAUUUUCAAGAAACGGCUGGUGCCAUGUUGGCAUCCCAAGUUCUUGGGGACACAUACAAUAUUCCUUUAGAUCCCAGAGAGACUAGCUCUUCAGCCAGUAGCUACAGUUCUGAAUUUAAUAGAAGACUUCUCAGUACCUACAUCUGCAAAGUUCUGGGCAACUUACAAUUAAAUCUUCUCAGUAAAGCCAAAGUUUAUGAGGAUCCAGCUUUAAGUGCCAUCUUCCUGCAUAACAAUUACAAUUACAUCCUGAAGUCCCUUGAAAAGUCCGAAUUAAUCCAGUUGGUGGCUGUGACACACAAGACACCAGAAAGAUCUUACCGAGAACACAUUAAACAGCAGAUUUUAACUUACCAGCGCAGUUGGUUAAAAGUAACAGAUUACAUCACAGACAAAAAUUUGCCUGCCUUCCAACCUGGAGUCAAGCUCAAGGAUAAGGAGAGGCAGGUGAUCAAGGAACGCUUUAAGGGCUUUAACGAUGGCCUAGAGGAGCUGUGCAAAAUCCAGAAGGCUUGGGCUAUCCCUGACACAGAACAGAGGGACAAAAUCCGGCAGGCCCAGAAGACCAUUGUGCAAGAGGCCUAUGCUGCCUUCCUGAGCAGGUAUGGUAAUGUGCCCUUCACCAAGAAUCCUGAGAAGUACAUUAAAUACAGAGUGGAGCAAGCAGGCGAGAUGAUUGAGAAACUCUUUGACACAUCUGCUUGAACCCACUGCCUGUGGAUCCAUGGUUUCCUAUUCUUUUUUCCAGCUGUCUAUGAAGUCCUAUGCUUUAUGCUAGUAUUUAUAAACUCCUAGAAACACAA
Anolis sagrei ordinatus is the source of this 2409-nucleotide messenger RNA. NCBI's taxonomy places the organism in Eukaryota, Metazoa, Chordata, Lepidosauria, Squamata, Anolidae. The record is from RefSeq and is a predicted model, not a curated record.